This is a messenger RNA of Pyrenophora tritici-repentis Pt-1C-BFP, 219 nucleotides long. Lineage: Eukaryota; Fungi; Ascomycota; Dothideomycetes; Pleosporales; Pleosporaceae. The record is from RefSeq and is a predicted model, not a curated record.
AUGGUUCGACUCGCGAAUGUCUGUAAGAUGCUCCCGCACAUCAAGGUCGAGUACGGCCUCUCGACUGCCUACCAGUACACUAUUAUCUAUCUCAACAUGGGCGGAAAUGGGCUGGCUAAAGCCUUUUUGUUAGCAGCCGCGUAUUCAGAUCUGCUACAAGGUGAGCCCAUACACCAUCUCUGGUCGCCUGUAAAGCCAACGCGAGAAGGGAUCGAGUAA